GCGAGCGCGUGUGGAAGUGGUCGUGCACCUUCUGCGAGCCGAGGUAGGCAGGUCUCGCUCUGUGUGCGGCGACGGGAGCCUGCUCGGUCUCGCCGGGGGUCUCCCCCUGAGAGCCUUGGUUGGAAGUGUGCACACCUAGGGGAGAGACAGACCCUGCAGCCCGCUCCUUUCUCCCGGGGGAGAUUGAUAGCGUCGGCCUAGCGUGUGACCAACCUCCUUCGGUGCGGCUGGUUGAGAGUUCCGGGGAGGUUUGGGAGCAGGGUAGCUGGGCUACACGGAAACCGCCAAGGAACCGACGGUGGAGGUGGACCUUACGGGCGGGGCUGCUCCAGCACACGCAUCAGAACCGCCCCUUGGAAGCCGCUCACUGUUGGUCUUGAAGUCUCUUGUAUACCUGAGUGAGGAGAAACCAGUAUGUCAGGGUGGGAGUCCUACUACAAAACCGAGGGUGAGGAAGAAGAGGAAGAGGAGGAGGAGAGCCCUGAUGCAGGUGGAGAAUAUAAAUAUUCUGGAAGAGAUAGUUUGAUUUUUUUGGUUGAUGCCUCCAGGGCCAUGUUUGAACAUCAGGGUGAUGAUGGAUUGACUCCUUUUGAUAUGACCAUUCAGUGUAUUCAGAGUGUAUACACCAGUAAGAUAAUAAGCAGUGAUCGAGAUCUCUUGGCAGUGGUGUUCUUUGGUACCAAGAAAGACAAAAAUUCAGUGAAUUUCAAAAAUAUUUAUGUCUUACAAGAUCUGGAUAAUCCAGGUGCUAAGCGAGUACUAGAACUUGACCAGUUUAAGGGACAGCAGGGAAAAAGCCAUUUCCAAGAUGAAAUUGGCCAUGGAUCUGACUACUCACUGAGUGAAGUGCUCUGGGUCUGUGCCAACCUCUUCAGCGAUGUCCAGUUCAAGAUGAGUCACAAGAGGAUCAUGCUGUUCACCAACGAAGAUGACCCCCAUGGGAAUGACAGUGCCAAAGCCAGCCGGGCUAGGACCAAAGCCAGCGAUCUUCGUGACACAGGUGUCUUUGUGGACUUGAUGCACCUGAAGAAGCGCGGCGGAUUUGAUGUGUCCUUGUUCUACAGAGAUAUCAUCAGCACAGCCGAGGAUGACAGUCUCGGGGUUCACUUUGAAGAAUCAAGCAAGCUGGAGGACUUGUUGAGGAAGGUUCGCGCCAAGGAGAACAGAAAGCGAGUGCUUUCCCGGUUAAAGUUUAAACUUGGUAAAGAAGUAGCACUCACUGUGGGCAUUUAUAACUUGGUCCAGAAGGCUUACAAACCUUAUCCGGUAAGACUGUAUCGGGAAACAAAUGAGCCAGUGAAAACCAAGACCAGGACGUUCAAUGUAAACACAGGCGGUCUGCUCCUGCCCAGCGACACUAAGAGGUCUCAGAUCUAUGGGAGUCGUCAGAUUGUACUAGAGAAAGAGGAAACGGAAGCAGUAAAGCAGUUUGAUGAGCCAGGCUUGAUUCUCUUGGGUUUCAAGCCCGCAGUGAUGCUGAAGAAGCACCAUUACCUGAGGCCCUCUCUCUUUGUGUACCCUGAGGAGUCCCUCCUGACAGGGAGCUCAGCCUUAUUCAGUGCUCUGCUCACCAAGUGUCUGGAGAAGCAGGUCAUGGCAGUGUGCAGAUACACACCCCGCAAGAACACCUCUCCUUAUUUUGUGGCUCUGGUACCACAGGAAGAGGAGCUGGAUGGCCAGAAAAUUCAGGUGACUCCUCCAGGCUUCCAGCUUGUCUUCCUCCCCUAUGCUGAUGAUAAGCGGAAGGUGCCCUUCACUGAGAAGGUCAUGGCCAACCCAGAGCAGAUAGACAAGAUGAAGGCUAUUGUUCAGAAGCUCCGCUUCACAUACAGGAGUGACAGCUUUGAGAACCCAGUGCUGCAGCAGCACUUCAGGAACCUGGAGGCCUUAGCUUUGGAUCUAAUGGAGCCUGAACAAGCAGUGGACCUGACAAUGCCCAAGGUUGAAGCAAUAAAUAAAAGAGUAGGUCCCCUGGUAGAUGAGUUUAAAGAACUUGUUUACCCACCAGAUUACAGUCCCGGAAAAGCCAGCAAAUGGAAACCAGAUGAUGGUUCUGGAAGUAAGAGGCCUAAGGUAGAGUUAUCUGAAGAGGAGCUGAAAACCCACAUUGCCAAGGGCACACUGGGCAAGUUCACUGUGCCCACACUGAAGGAGCUGUGCAGGACCUAUGGGCUGAAGGGUGGCCUGAAGAAGCAGGAACUGCUAGAUGCUCUCAUCAAACACUUCCAGAAGGACUAACUGGAGACUAUACCUCAGCCACCUUCCACCUCACAGCCUCAUUGCCUGCUUUUGUUACCACCAAGCUAGUGUUUCUUCUAGGCUUCAAAGAGUUGUUUGACAGCUCAAGGACUUUGCAUUGAUUCGAUUAUGGAGACUGCAGCCCCCUGCUUUGCUGUGCCUUAUUCUAUGUACAUAAAGAGCUCUGACUCUGCA
Molecule: messenger RNA, 2433 nt
Organism: Jaculus jaculus (lesser Egyptian jerboa)
Lineage: Eukaryota; Metazoa; Chordata; Mammalia; Rodentia; Dipodidae
Gene: Xrcc6
Product: X-ray repair cross complementing 6
Exons: 13
Coding region: 415-2238 (607 amino acids)
Biological process (GO): cellular response to X-ray; cellular response to gamma radiation; telomere maintenance
Cellular component (GO): Ku70:Ku80 complex; nucleus
Molecular function (GO): double-stranded DNA binding; DNA helicase activity; damaged DNA binding
Source: RefSeq, a predicted model, not a curated record